AUUUUUAAAAGAAUUUUACUAUGAUGAUGAAUUCUUUUUUUUGCAAAUAUCCUUUUAUCUGUUUAAAAUAUUAAUUAAAUAUCAUGAUCCUGUAUUGUCAGAAAUAUUAGAGAAUAAUAAGAUGACCCCCGAAAUUUAUGCGUCCUCAUGGUUUUUGACUUUGUUUGCCUCUAAAUGCAAUAUGAGGAUUUUGAAUUUAAUUUAUAUGAUAUUUUUAUUAGAGAAGAAUCCUUUUUUUUAUUUUUAUUUUUCUUUAGCUCUUUUAAUCUUACACAG
Plasmodium reichenowi is the source of this 276-nucleotide messenger RNA. RefSeq lists its product as hypothetical. The annotation marks the transcript as partial. Lineage: Eukaryota; Apicomplexa; Aconoidasida; Haemosporida; Plasmodiidae. The transcript has 2 exons. The record is from RefSeq and is a predicted model, not a curated record.